UACCUCUGUACCCAAGAGUGAACGGAACAGAAUUUCGCUCUGUCCACCUCGGCCUUGAUGUGGUUGCGGGCUUGUAUUGCGGGUUGCGGGGAAUUUCGUGGCAGUUUCGAUCGAAGCGAAACGAGAUACGAGACCGCUCAACCGCUCGAAUAGUCGUCCGGUCUGUGACUCAACGUGAUUUCAUUAAUUAUUGUUACAAUUGUAAUUUACAUAAAUCCAUUACAAUUGUAAUUAAAAGUUCAUAAACUUUUUCUUGAAUUCAAUCGUAUGAAAAUGAUCGAGGACAUCCGGGUUUAGAUUAUUUCGUAGCUUUUGACAAGUGUCGUUUAUUUUGGCCGGCCAUUUUGUAUUUAUUUUCGUGUUGUUUGUAGCAACAGUCAGUGACAGAACUUCGCGGAAAAUAAAAUUAGCAUUUUCCGUAAAUCGUUAUAAUUGUUUUCCUAUAUUGUAGUGAAAUUGGGAAUAUUUUGACAAGCGGAAAACUCGUAUGAGUGAAAAUUGUUUGAACUUUUGCGUUUAGAAAUAAAAGAUUACUGUGGAUUUUGAAUCAAAUUUGCACCGAGUUUGGAUGCAGUUUUCAUCUAAUUGGAACAUGAUCGUUAAACAUGGAAAAUAAGCUUGAAACUGAUUUAGCUUCAUCCCCAAGAAACGAUGAGUCAGAUGGUGAUGUUCAAGAUCCAGUAGAUCAAGAGGAAGAAGACGAAUACGAAGAGCCAGAAGAAAAAGUAAUCCCAAAUAACAAUGUCCAAAAUAUAUUAAAGAAGUUGCAAUCCUCAGGGGCACUUAUAAAAAAACCUAAGCAAGAAUACAGGUGUGUUACCUGUGACGAAGGUUACACCAGUUGGGAGGUGUUAGAAAACCAUCUGAUCCAGCACGUGUCACUGCCCUCUGUGGUGCUCGACAAGCUGCCUUCGGACGACGAGGACACUCCUCCAUCUGGAGAUGAGAACUGGUCAGAUGAAGAAGAAGACGCACCACUGCCAAAACCGGCCGCAUCGAAAGCAACGCCUAAAAAACUCGAUGUAUCUCAGUUAAUGAAUCUGAACAUAAAAAAACCUACAGCACAAAAUAAAAACUCCGAUGCUGCACUUAGUAAACUAAGCGGGCUUGGUUUCACAAUCAAAAAGAAUGCAACCCCUAUAAAGAAAGAACCAGAAGACAGCUCCAAUGAUCUUAUGAAUAAGUUGGGCAAACUAGGCGGCAUCAAACUGAAACUAAAAUCAGACGGGAGCAGUAAAAAUUCUUUUACAGUUGUUAAUGGUUUGAAAGAUUUCAAAACGUCCGAUGAUGAAGAUGAGGAUGGAGAAGAAAGCGGUAAUGAGGAGAGUAGAGAUGAUCAAGAAGGUGAAAACGAUGAAGAUCAAGACAAGUUAGUUGAGCAAGAAGAGUCUGGGGCCGAUCAAGAUUCAGCCGAUGAAGAAACUGGGAAUAAAAGCAGGACGAAUUCCGAAAGCGACGAUGCCAAUAAAAUUAAUAAAAAAAUUGCUAACGCACUUAAAAAUUUGCAAGGUAAAUCGGUGCACAUAAAAUCUGAAACAUUAAAAGUGCCAAAAACUGAACCUGCGCAAUCACCUUCUAAAUCUGUGUCUCAGGAAGUUAAACAGCCAAAGAGACCAGGUAGGCCAGCAGUGAAACAAACUCCAAAGAGAGGUGCAAAUCUUCCAAUACAAAAAGAAUUUCAUGCGACUCAAGCAACACCAACGCCACCCCCCACCCCGCCCGCUGUACCUGAACGACGCGAAUCUCGAGACGUUAACAAUGUUGUAGUGAAACAAGAAGUGGAUAAUGAAGACAAUAGAGUCACCACAAACACUACACCAUUAUUUUCCACACAAAUCAAAUCUGAAAGAACUUCUCCACCACCAAUCAAUUCGACACCCACUAUUACGUCGGUUAAGAGCGAACCUGAUGCUCACGCAGUCACAAAUGCAGAACCCUUAUUUUCUAAUCAAAACACUCCUUCAAACACAGCUCCUUUACUACCCGUCACAAAGAAAGAGACUGAAGACCUGACUAUUAUAGAAAUAAAUGGUGAUUCUGGAGAUGACGAUGACGAUUGCUGUGUAGUGUCAGCUACUCCUGCGCCUGAUAUUAAACCAAUCAUCCCAAAAACCGAGACUCCUGCUUCUGUCUACCCACCACCAGCGUUUCCUGCUUCCACCCCUUCAACGCAACAUACGCCAUCAAGUUUCGCUUCAACUCCUAUGCUAUCCUCUCGCCUGUCUACAGCACCGUCUACUGAAAAACAACAUAAUUUUAAUUGGAAUGCACCAGAUUCGAAACCUCAUCUUGAUAUCUUAGAAAAAAGUACUGAUGAAAUCUUUGAAAGCUUGUUGUCAAGUGCGACGAAAAAGGAAAGGGAUCUUGCACUUUCAGACGCCAGUGAAUACAUUUCAAUAGACACUUUAGGCCCGCAACAUACUUGCGAUGUUUGCAAUACUAGGUUUACGGACAUGUCACUUUUAGAGGAACAUAAACGCAUGACUGGUCACUCCAUGAGUCUUAUCACGCCAUCUGCUUCCUCCUCUCUACUUCCUUAUAGUCAUAAUCAGUCUUCAAAUAUCCUUUCCAGUUUAUUACCAGUAAAACAACUCGCGGAGCAAGUUGGGAAAUUGUCGGGCAUGGGAAGCGGGCCAGGUUUUACGCAUCAACAGAAUGUCAUGAUAAAUAUUCAAGCGUACCCUGGCGCUGGGGGGACGAUGGGGCCUCCACAACCUUAUAACGCGUAUCCAGGUGCUUCCGCUUAUCCGCAAACUCCAAAUAAUAUGUACGGAGCGACUGGACAACAAAUGCCGGGACAGUAUCCAGGGCAGCACUACAUGGGCCAGCAAGGUUAUGGGCAAUAUCAACAACCUAUGUCAAAAGCCGGUUUCCCUGACAACACAUACGCGCCGAACACGCCGUACUCCGCCGCUUCCCCUCUUCAAAAUAUGCAACAGGCUUACGGGCCGACUUCUGCCGGCAUGAUGAACACACAAGCUGCGAUGGGUCAAAUGGGGCCUCCUGGAUCAGUGCCUAUUAAUCAGGUCGGUAACCAAUACGCCCCCGCUUCAAGUCCUGGUGGCACGAUGAAACCGCCAUCUAGUAGUAACGUUAGGAUACAGAACGUACAAACUUUCGCACCGGGUCAGCUGGUCGGCGCUGCGGGCUCGGAAAUGGCUGCUCCUGGACAGAUUGUAGGAGGUCAGAUGCCUUCGCCUAGUCAAAUCAGAAUGGCUCCUGGAGCCACAGUGACGGGGACUAGACCUAGGAUGCCGAGCACAGUCAGAGGUGCGAGGCCAUCUAUCAGGCCUGGCAUACAAGUACACGGGCAAGUGAGAGGAAGCAAAGUAGGCGGACCUCGAAUGCCACUAAAGAGGCCGGGAGGAAUGAUGAACGCUCAGGCACAGAAGCAGCGAAGGCCCGAUAUGCUGCUUCCAGGGAAGCACGAUAACGAAGAUUGUCAGGUCAUGGCUAUGCAAAAGCAAAGGGAAGGCAUGCCUAUGAUCCAUAGCGUUCAAGGGGCGAAGGAUAAACUGAAUCUCGGUAGCCAAAUAUCUAUAACGAAGAAAACUGUGAAUAGGGAAGCGAAUGACAUGGCCAGGGCGUUAGCAUCUCGAGGGAUCAGCGUCAAACAGAAGCAGAAAAGUAGGUCGCCUAGUCCGGAACGACCUGUGCCCCGUAUUCCUAACCUUGGCGCCGGAGUCAGUAUCAAACAUGCAAAUAAAUCUAAUAAUUUCUCUAUUCCCGAAGCGAAAGUGGGCGGUGGUAUGUUGUCGUGCAAGUUAUGUAAAAAGAUGUUUAUGAAUCACAACUCCUUACAAGUACAUAUGGCGAAUGCUCAUCCGCAGAGUAAAAUACCGAUGUUUAAAUGCGACGAGUGUCCCGCAUCGUACCCUAAAUCUUUACAAUUGCAACAUCAUAAAAGGGUGUUCCACAAUGUCUCUGGUCCGAAUAGGGAAUUAGGGUUGCCUGUUGUAGAUCUAUCUCAAGAAGAUAACUUAAAACGGUUAAGUAGUUUAGGUAUAUAUAGUUUCAUUCCCCUAGCGAAUAGGGAGCAGGCGAGCGGUUGCUUCGGGAUUCCUGUGGUGUCCGUUCAUAAUGGCAUGUCGAAUAACCUACAAGCACUUGGUGCGGAUGGAUUAUUAAGUUUAGGCCCUUUAAAACCCUUACCGAAUUCUUAAUUUUGUUUUGAUAUUUUAGUAUUAAAUUCGCAGCUUCCUUUGAUUUUCUGGGGUAGCGUGAAGUUAACUUACAUCUAAGUUAGAUGUUAGUUUACUGACCGGAAAACUUUUAAAAAUAAUAGGGCCUAUUAUAACCAGACAGUGGCCUUGAGAUAAAUGUCACGCUUGAAAUAAGGCCGGUGCAGACCUAAUGCGUAACGCUGCGUUGCGUACGUGUGCACGCAUGUGUUACAAUGCAAUACAAUAAAUGCGUACCGCUACGCAUUACGUACAGGCCUUUAAGGCUCCCAUUCACAUUCAUGGUACUGUGUACUCACACAAGUGGUCACAAGCAUAUUUCUAACUUUUGUAUUAUACAUUGACGUAAGUUCAGUUUCACAUUUCGAAUCAGUUAAGUUCCUUGUAAUGUUUACAGUGUGACUGCUAAACAUUGACUGUAUAAUACUCUAGAAAUAAGAUAUAGCAGUAAGAAUUUGCGAAUGUAAACUAAUAUAGCUUUGUGCAAAGUUUAAACAAGUAUUUUUUACAAAAACAUUUUGUUUCGUUAUAUAAGUCCGGUCCUAACAGAAAUCGGGAAUCCUUUUUUAUUUAAGAUACAGAUAGAUAUUUUUAUACUACACAAAUUUUACUGAUUUGGUUUUCAAAGAAAUCUGUGUCAAUGUAUGCUGGUCUAUCCUAUAUUUGACUUCUCAGCUGAUCGGAAACAAGUCGAAAUUUUAUGGAUUUUCUCUGUAAAUUAUUUUGGUUAUUCCAUUUAGCUGGUUAAUGAGGAUUAACGCGAACGAACUCGCCGCUAGGGGCGCUGGUGUAAAAAAAGGUUAAUUUCACGUCUGUAUUGUGCGCAUAUGCGCGGGAUUUCUUAAAAUAUCAGCCAUAACAGGAACUUACAUAAAAAUUAACUGGAAUGAUUUCGAGUUACACAUGUCAAAAUAAUGACAUGAAAACUAGACCUACGUUGUUAACAUGUACCUUACCGCGCAAGAAGAAAUCGGAGUAUGGGAUAAAAAACAUAGUUAUACAUGUACUUCGGAAAGUUCUUGGAAGUAUUGGCACAUAUUUAUUAAUGUUUAUAGUUAGUAAUCACUAAUUAUAAACAUAGUUACUUCCUAAUCGGCUCCAAUAUUAACUAUACUUCAUGAACGCGAUUUUGAACACGUCUGUCAUUUCCAAAAUCUGGCAUUUGUCGAUGAUACCCUUCCUGAGUACCUAUAUAUAACUUUGUGCAAUAAAAUAUAUACGUUUAUGAGAUUGAAUUAUUGUUAUGGCAUUAUUUUCAAUUCGUCUGUUUAAUUUCAAAGAGAAUAAAAGACUUUGUUUUGAUUAUGUUAUCUAUCAUAACUAGUUUGAUUUAAGUAGUGUAUUUCCGCGUAUGUUUAACCAGAGACGUUAAUAAUACCGGCAUAUCUAUGAAUUUCGCCAACUGCGUGACUUGUUCGAGUAUGUUUGUACCUCCCCAAUUUUUCCAUAGGUAUACAAAUUACAAAUAAUAAACAUUUCGUUCUGUGUACUAUGGUGAAGAUUGUCAACUAUAAUCAGAAAUCGAAAAAAUAUUUAUUCGUAUCUUAUAUUAAUUAGCGUACUUUAUACUCAAUUCCUUUCGGUUUCACUUUGUGUGGAGCUUGUCAAAUUACUUUUCAUAUGUACCUAUAUGAUUUGAUAUAUAGAUGCGAAUCGAAAAAAUAAUAACUGUGAUUUAUUACUGUGAAAAAAAUGCUUCAUAAUUUUCAAUGUAUAAAAAUAUUACACGUUAAAAGGUUUGCAAAAAAUAGGUACUUACUUGAUAAGUUUGACUUUUCUAGCAAGGAUGCUUGUUUUAUACGAAAUAAAAAUUAUUAUAUGUUUUUUGAGUUAUUCAGUAAAAAUGUAAGCAAAUUUUUUUUGUGUCGAGUCGCACACUAUGAUCGUAAUAUCAUACAUAUAUAAAACUACCAUGUAGCAUUUUAUGUGACACUAUCAGAAUUAUACGAAUUUUAUUUAAAUAAGCUUUGUAUAUAUGCAUAUUUGGUGCAAAAAUUAGAUAAACAGAGAUAUUUUAGGUUCGUUAAGAAUUUAAGUAUAGUUAUUUCAAGAUUUUGUAUUUGAGUUAUAAUUGUAACAAACUUUUGUUUAUGAUUAUUAUUUCGAUGAGAGGGUUUGAUUAAACAAGAACUACUAAAA
Molecule: messenger RNA, 6320 nt
Organism: Plodia interpunctella (Indianmeal moth)
Lineage: Eukaryota; Metazoa; Arthropoda; Insecta; Lepidoptera; Pyralidae
Exons: 3
Coding region: 606-4163 (1185 amino acids)
Biological process (GO): regulation of transcription by RNA polymerase II
Cellular component (GO): chromosome
Molecular function (GO): chromatin insulator sequence binding
Source: RefSeq, a predicted model, not a curated record